AUGGCGGCUGGGAGGAGUGUAAGAUAUCCUGACCACGAACUGAGAGAUAAAGAAUCGAAUUCUAGAUUUUCCAGACGGGAAAGUGGGUACUCAAAUGAGAAUUAUGACCAUGUAAGGAACACUGCUCUUGAUAAUGAUAACGGACGGAGCAAUCCAGGUAGUAGGGAAGUCUUUGUUGAUCGUGGUCCUAAAAGAUGCGGGUUUUCAGCUAGGUCUGUGGAUAGGGAACCAGGUGAGCUCUCUAGUGAGAGUGGUUCGGAUGAUUUAAUCGAGUCUGAUUCACUGGUGAAAGAUAAUGGAGUUGUGAAGCAGGUAGAGAAUGGAGGUCAAAGCCCUGUAGAAAAGAAGAGAAAGUUUUCACCGAUAGUAUGGGACAGAGAUGACCAUGAAAGACGGUCUUUGAGCAGAAAUGAAAAAUCUGUGGAAAUCACCCCUCUUCCUCCCCCACCUCCACUAGUUAAGAGGUCAAGCAAGUCACCUAGUGUCAAUGGUGAUGGCAAUUCUCAUCUUUCGUCUACGGAGAGUAACAUGCAUCAAGAUCCAGCUCAAGUUGGUAUUCUUGCGGGUUCUGUGCCUACUUUUUCAUCUCCGGUAGGGAUAUCUUCUUUGUGUGUGGUAGAACAAUCAUCAAACGCUGUGCAAGAUGCCAAACAAGUGGAUGCACCACACCUGGAAAACGAGGAAAACAUGCCAACAAGGCAUAUAUCAUCCUCUAGGUGGGCUGCUGGCAACAGUUCUCCAACUGACGAAGGUGAAAUAGUAGAAGAAGUGGGAAUUAAUAAAAGGAGGAAGAAACCUCUUCCUGUGGAAUUCCUUCAGGGGAGAUCCCGUGAUAAGUCUCUAACGCCUGAGGCCGGGGAGUUCGUGAGGGAAGGUUAUAGAUCAUCUGAUUCUGAUGAAAGGAGGUACCAUGCUUUACCGUUAAGCAGAGAUGAUUUUGAGGAGAAAGAUGCUGUUAAGGGGGACAAUAUGGAAAUAGAUGAGGUGGAACGUAGAAGAGGAAAUACUAGUGACAGCCAUAGUGAAACAGAUUCAGAUGAAGAAUUUGUUCGGCAUGAGACACCUGAACCUGCUGGUCCACUGAGAAGUAUAAACAUGCUCCAGGGUUGUAGAAGUGUUGAUGAGUUUGAGAGAUUAAAUAAGAUUGAUGAAGGUACUUAUGGUGUUGUUUAUAGGGCGAAGGACAAGAAGACAGGUGAAAUUGUGGCGUUGAAGAAGGUGAAGAUGGAAAAAGAAAGAGAAGGUUUUCCGUUGACUGCUCUUAGGGAAAUUAACAUUCUUCUUUCUUUUCAUCAUCCAUCAAUAGUGGAUGUUAAAGAGGUGGUUGUGGGUAGUAGUCUUGAUAGUAUUUUUAUGGUUAUGGAAUAUAUGGAACAUGAUCUUAAAGCAUUGAUGGAGUCGAUGAAGCAGCGUUUCAGUCAAAGUGAAGUUAAAUGCUUAAUGCUUCAACUUUUGGAAGGGGUCAAGUAUCUUCAUGACAACUGGGUACUUCAUCGAGAUCUGAAAACAUCUAACCUGCUUUUGAACAACCGGGGUGAGUUGAAGAUAUGUGACUUUGGUUUGGCUCGGCAAUACGGCAGCCCGCUGAAGCCGUAUACCCAUAUGGUUGUUACACUUUGGUACAGGGCACCUGAACUUCUGUUGGGAGCAAAACAAUAUUCUACAGCCAUUGACAUGUGGUCAUUGGGCUGUAUCAUGGCAGAGCUAUUAUCAAAAGCACCAUUAUUCAAUGGGAAAACUGAGUUUGAUCAGCUUGACAAGAUUUUCAGAAUCCUUGGUACUCCCAAUGAAUCAAUUUGGCCUGGGUUCUCCAAGCUGCCUGGAGUCAAGGUCAACUUUGUCAAGCAUCAGUAUAACCUAUUACGUAAGAAAUUCCCAGCCAGUUCGUUCACUGGUUCACCAGUUCUAUCCGACGCUGGGUUUGACUUGUUGAACAAGCUCCUAACAUACGAUCCUGAGAGGAGAAUAACUGCUGAUGCUGCUCUUAAGCAUGAUUGGUUCCGUGAAGUCCCCCUGCCAAAAUCCAAAGAUUUCAUGCCUACUUUCCCUGCUCAACAUGCCCAUGACAGGCGUGGGAGGAGAUUGGUAAAGAGCCCUGAUCCUUUGGAAGAGCAACGUAGGAAGGAAUUAACACAAACCGAACUUGGGUCUGGUGGUCUGUUUGGCUGA
This is a messenger RNA of Arabis nemorensis, 2169 nucleotides long. NCBI's taxonomy places the organism in Eukaryota, Viridiplantae, Streptophyta, Magnoliopsida, Brassicales, Brassicaceae. The record is from the annotation of a GenBank genome assembly.